AUGUACGCCAGCCAACCCAUCGCCGCCGAGGGUGCCACAAUCAAUCCCGCUGCCCUCAACUCUCCCGCCUCCCAGGUCCAAUCCAAACGAUCCAGACCCAUGAAGCCUCACUCGGGCGAUGUUUCUGAGGCGGCGGCUCAGCCUCCUGCUGCUGCCACCGCCGCUCCUAUCCUCCCUCCUCCUGUGACGCCACAGUCGCAGGCCACUCCUCUUCCUGCUCAUCCCACGCCAGCGUAUUCCGGAGGUACCGCUCCUCCCAAGACGACUCCCACCAAAUCAACCCUCAAGGCUCUGCCCACCGUUCGCGACCACACAACCGACCAGCUCAACCAAGCCGGCGAUGAAUACAUUCCCAGAGAGAUCGACGAGUUUGGUGAGAAGAAGGUCAUGGCCAAUGGUCAGCUUCUAGGCAACCGAACCUACCGCUGCCGGACUUUCCUUGUGCCUAACCGUAGCGACAAGCUCUUCAUGCUCGCCACCGAGUGCGCCCGUGUUCUCAGCUAUCGAGACUCGUACCUGUUAUUUAACAAGAACAGGUCUCUCUUCAAGAUUAUUGCCAGCCAGGCCGAAAAGGAUGACCUUGUCCAGCAGGAGAUUCUCCCCUUCUCGUACCGCUCCCGCCAGAUUGCUAUUGUUACUGCCCGCUCCAUGUUCCGUCAGUUUGGAAGCCGCGUCAUUGAAAAUGGCCGCCGCGUGCGUGACGACUACUGGGAGACCAAAGCCCGCAAGCAGGGCUUCACUGAGAACGAUCUUGCCGGCGAGAAGCGUCCCGGAGCUGCGAAGGCUCGCGAGGCUGCGGAAGCCCAGAACAAUGUCAUAAUUCCUGGACCCCACACCGAGAUUGUCUAUAAUAACGCCCCAGGACCGUAUCCAGGCGCCACACAGCCUCACAUCGUCCAACCAGGUAUGAUGGGAGGCCCCGGAUCUACCACGAGGAUGCCCGCGUUAACAGUCGCUCCAGACCUCAAUGAUAACCGCCCAAGGGACUAUUCAGGAAUUGUUAGACGCGGCCCGCGUCAGGAAAUUACUGGACCGGCUUACCAGGAUCAGACUCGGCCUUCUCCCGUCCUGGAACUCCAUUCCCAGACUCACCACGCCGCCGAGUUUAACAGGUCCGUGAACCAACAGCGUGACAUGCGCGGCGAUUAUCUCCAGGGCAUCUGGCACCGUCCUCAUGAGCAGCCUCCUUCCAGCCUCACGCAACCCGUUGGUACAUCGGAUGCCGCGCCGACCUCCCGCGCCACUACUUCUCCCCAUGCUGCCGCUGCAGGUCUGCCCCAGCCUGGUGGAGUCCCUUCUCGAUCUCCCCAGAUGAUGAUGACCAAUGCCCCCUACUCACAGGGUAUCAGCGCCCAGAUGGGACAGGGUAUGAGGCAAGGAUCCACAGGCAGCAUCAACGCCGGACAGCCCGGCUACAACUAUCAGUCCGGACAAAUGUGGUCACAAAACCCACAAGCGGCCCAAGGCGCAUACGGAAGCUACACCACCCAGGGCCAGCAGCCACAUCCCACGCAGUCACCGGCCUCUAUGCGUCAGCCCGGAAGUGGCCAGAUGCAAAAUAUGCAAUUCCCCCCCAUGGGAGCAGCCAUGCCGCAGUAUGGUGCCCAGCCAAGCAUGUACCCUACGGAUCAGACGCCCAGGCAGUAUAUGCAGCAGCCUGCUGCGGCUCAGCCGGGCGUCGGGCAGGCGUGGCAAGGACAGCACUCACAAGCCCAGCAGCAGCAGCAGCAGCAGCAACAACAGCAACACUGGUGGAACCCAUCUCAGCAACCGCAAUAA
Messenger RNA from Cordyceps militaris CM01, 1779 nucleotides. Its product is annotated as nuclear localization protein, putative. Gene Ontology annotation, cellular component: nucleus. Lineage: Eukaryota; Fungi; Ascomycota; Sordariomycetes; Hypocreales; Cordycipitaceae. The record is from RefSeq and is a predicted model, not a curated record. The transcript is spliced from 3 exons. Gene Ontology annotation, molecular function: chromatin DNA binding. The coding region runs from base 1 to 1779 and encodes 592 amino acids.